Molecule: messenger RNA, 2474 nt
Organism: Paramecium octaurelia
Lineage: Eukaryota; Ciliophora; Oligohymenophorea; Peniculida; Parameciidae
Source: the annotation of a GenBank genome assembly
UAUACAUUUAAUUAUAGUAUGGAGGAAGAGCACAAUCACCUUGUUGAAAUCACACCUGAGAAAAUAUCAAUUUCACUUGACAAUUUGUCGACUUCCUUUAAUAUUCUGAAUCUAACAUUGCAAUAUGUCCCAUAUAAAAUUAUUUCUCCAAAUCCUAUGAUAUUUCACAUUCAGCCUGAGGAAGGUAAAUCAUUAAGUAAAAAUAAGGAAUUUUGGACCCUUGCGAUAGUAUCGAUGUUAAAAUAACUGCAAUCAUCACAAGCUCUAUGAAUUUUUAAUGUUUUGAGAAAAACAACAAACUAACUAUAUUGACGUAAGAGGAUUCAGAAACUGACUGGAAAAAUGUGUUAAUAGAAAAUAUUCAAAGGUAUGUGUUAAUAAUUUUAUGUAGACACGACAUCUCAAUAAACAUUAUUAGGAGCAAUAAUCCAUUUGUAAAAGUAGCAGACAAUGUGAUAAUAGCUCAAAUUUAUAAUAAUUUCAAAUUCACAGAGGAGGAAAAGAAGAUCAUCAUUGAGUACAUCAUGAAUAAAUACGGUAAGACGACCAAUUACAAUAUAUCCAACACAAUGAUGAUAUUUAGGUAUUAGAAUUAAGUCUAAGGAGAUGUUCAUCUUCUUAAAUACCCAGAUUCUACCCAUUAUUUUAUACUACGAACUUAUUCUCCUUGUUUGUUGGUCAACACUCCUCCCAAAUACCAAUUGGAACCCAUGAGUCCUUAGGCUUAAAAGAAAGUAAAGUAAGUAGAACAACCACAACCAUAACCAAUACAACAGACUCCGAAGCCGAAAAAGGCAAAGGACGAUUUCAAGACCAAUUUGAAAUCAUCUGUUGAAAAAAAGGAUUUGAAAUAGCAACAGUAAUUGUUUGCAUCAUACUAAGGGCAAUCUAUAAAACGAUAAUUUUCAUAAGAAUAAUAAGGAGAUAUAAUAAACCAAGUUUAAGAGUAACAGAACAACACUGGAUAAACUGAAGGUACAUAAACAAACGAAGAAUCUCAGCUAAUCAAAUCUACAAACAAUUAAAAAGAAGCAUCUUCAACUAAUCAAAGCUAAAUCAUUACCACCGAGUAGGAGACAUAGAAUUCCUAAUAGCAAAUAUUUUAAUCGUAGAUAGUUAAAAGCUAAUAAGAUACUGCAUCUAUUGCAAAGCCUCGUUAUUACUAGUCAGAAAUAAUACCUAAAAAUCAAUUAGAUUAGUUCAAAUAUGAAAAGUUCGAAUAAAGUCAGAAACCAAGGAGGAAAUAGAAUCUGAAAGGUAACUUACAAAAUUUGGCUCCCAUUCAAAUGGAAUAGAAGCAAUAGAUAAAUGUCUCUGAGAAACAAUACAUUGAAUAGAACCCUCCUAGAUUUAAAAAGAUCGCUAAUUUCAAUACGUACUCAAAAAUACAAUUUGUGGUUUUAUUUAAAGAUCACUCCUACUUAAUAACAGUGUCAGACAAGGAAAUCAUAACGGUUUGGAAUUUGAAUAUGAAUUCGCAAGAAGGGUAGAUUAGAGAUCAUAGUGAAAUGAAGAAGAUCAAGAUAUUGAAAGUGUAUGAGUGGGCAGAUUCUUAUGAGAAGAAACUUGGAACACUUGCUUCCGAUUAAAUGAUUAGAAUAUUUAGUUUGGAGGAGAUGAGAUUGAAAUACAUUUGGAAGAUUGAUGAUUUUAGUGAAAUAACGUAUAAUCAUUAAUUAAUUUAGAUCGAUAGCAUUUUUAUCAGACAAGGAUUAAGUAUGUUUAGCUGGUACGCCUUUAAAGCAAUUCAACAUCUUCGGCAGCAAGUAUCCCAAGUACAGGUUCUUGAGGGUUUAUAAUUCGAGAACACUGAAAGAGAUAAUAUCACAAAAGAUAACUGCCAAUGAGGGAUAGAUAUUGAGUCCGGUGGAGUAUACUGAUAAGUAAAGUGUGUGUAAUGAUGAUUAGUGAGAACAUGAAGCAUGCUAGAUUGAAUAACAUUUUGGCUGUCAAUAAAUGUUACAGGGAUAAGGAGGGGGGCGAAAUCCUAUUUUACUUGGUGGACAUGGCCAAUGUGUGCACUUUGAUUUUAACAUUAACAUAUGAGCAGAUCUAAGUUUGGAGUGUUAAGAAUCUUUACUAUUUGCCUUCAAGGGGGAGCUUUGUGGUGAUAGAGAAGAACUCACCCAAAUCUUAUUAUUAAAAUGUAUUUGUAGUUGUGAUUGUUUCUUUAGAAAAUAUUCGUCAUUAAUGUCAAGCAAUUGCAGACUGAUGAUGGAUUGAAGAAUGGAAUUGUUUGCAAGCAGUUUGAGGACUCGUCUGUUCUUGAUGACGAGAUUUAUGUUUUGCCAAGGUAGGAGUAAUUGCUUAAGGUCAAGGGGGAUACUGUGCAAUUGAUUGAUCUUAAAACUGAGGUUCAACUUAGUUUGUAGAUUUCACAAUAAAUGGGGGAGAAUCCUUUGAACAUUGUUUAGUCAGGGUAGAUCAUUAGAAUCGAUGGGGAAAGUUUGUAAAUAUUGGACCUUAUAUGCUGA